Molecule: messenger RNA, 1182 nt
Organism: Anisakis simplex (herring worm)
Lineage: Eukaryota; Metazoa; Nematoda; Chromadorea; Rhabditida; Anisakidae
Source: the annotation of a GenBank genome assembly
CUUCAAUAUAUUAUGUGUACUCGCGUUUUGUACGCUAUUCUCAACGGAAGUUCUCAAACUUUCAUGGUGGCCUUUAUUCAGGUUCGUUUUAUCAUCAAUAUCACUAUCACAUUAUUAUCACCAAUAAAAUUGGAUUUGGUCUUCUAUAUGUUUGCAUUAUUAUUUCUGGUGAUAUUUUUUGUGGACGAACAAAUAACGUAUUAUGAAUCGUUGUCGAUGUUUAUCAUUUACAUUAUUUAUGCGAUUAUCAUGAAGUAUAGUGAACGCAUUGAGAUGUUCAUUAAAAUUGAUCUGUUGAAACAGUCAAAGGUAUCGGACAAUGCAAUCAACAGCAAUGGAGAUAAUGAGAAGGACAACACGAACACCAAGAAUGAUUUCAAUAAUGAGAUGAACGACGAACAGAAGCAUCACUCUCAGAAUGUGAACGAUCAUAACAUUGCUGAUUCAAAUAAACUAAGCAGUUGCGCAUGUGACACUCAGUCAGCUGUAACAAGACGUCUGUCAACUCACUCAAUCCAUUGUCCACCAACAACUACCCGGCAUCAAAUGGCCGAUAAUCAACGUCGCAAAUCAGUACCGUUGUUGCAUUGUGGUGCUUUAUUCAGAUCGAGUAUUGCUACAUUGGCCAGAGAAGGCACACUCGAUACUGCAAAUGACACCGAUGCGAACGGAACUGCAAGCGAUAAUCAGAUCAGUUGGAGCAGUCUAAUGAAAAUAAAGAUUGACUACGCGAGCUCGAUAAUAUCGAACAAUGAAAAACCCGUGGACAUUUCAUGGCCACUAACAACAUAUGCUCGUUUCGUUUACGUCCUCCUUGCACCUAUUGUUCUAUCAUUGUACUUCACUUUACCGGAUAGUAAAAAACAGUCAUCAAGACGUUACUACGCGAUAACAUUCACCGGUUCGAUAUUGUGGAUUGCGUUAUUCUCGUAUAUGAUGGUCUGGUUUGCAAGUACCAUUGGAGAGACACUCGCGAUUCCAACUGAGAUAAUGGGUUUAACGUUGUUAGCUGCUGGUACAAGUAUACCAGAUCUUAUUACAAGUGUAAUCGUUGCGAGGAAAGGCUUAGGCGAUAUGGCUGUAUCAAGCUCGAUUGGCUCGAAUCUUUUCGAUAUUUGCGUUGGGUUGAUUGCCGGUGCCGUGGUUGAUUUACUUCGUGAUGGCACGGCUUACGGGAAGUGA